AUGAUUGGCAACACCAAGACCAUGGUUAUGGCCGAUUCAGGAGCGACUGUAAACAUUCUCAAUCAGGAGGAUUACCUUCCUCUGCACCAUCGGCCGCAACUCGCACCAUCGAAAUCUCAUUUAUUUCCGUACAUGUCCGACAAACCGCUCGUGAUUCAAGGAAAAUUUGAAGCUGAGAUACGCAGUGACCAAUGUACAUCUAAGGAGACAUUCUACAUUGUCUCUGGACCUAGUGGAUCGCUUCUAAGUUGGAAAACCACACAAAAGCUACGUCUGAUCAAAGUCGCGAAUGCGAUUUCUGAGCAACCGAAUGCGCCUGAGUUUCUGUGUGACUUUCCUGACAUCACGAGUGGAAUGGAUGCCUAUAAGGGUGAACCGGUUAACGUCCAUGUAGACCCCAGCUUCGUUCCAGUAGCCCAACCACACCGUCGCAUUCCAUUUUAUGUUCGUCAACACGUCGAGGGAAAAUUGAAGGAACUCGAGGAAUCCGAUAUCAUCGAGCGUUCAGAAGGACCAACACCUUGGAUUUCACCGAUAAUGGUUGUUUCAAAACCAAAGAAACCUGACGAAAUCAGGAUAUUUGUAGACAUGCGUUCAGUGAAUCGCGCGAUUAUUCGCGAACGUCACAUCAUACCGACCAUCGACGAUAUCGCUGCAGACUUAAAUGGCUAA
Molecule: messenger RNA, 672 nt
Organism: Priapulus caudatus
Lineage: Eukaryota; Metazoa; Priapulida; Priapulimorpha; Priapulimorphida; Priapulidae
Exons: 1
Coding region: 1-672 (223 amino acids)
Source: RefSeq, a predicted model, not a curated record